This is a messenger RNA of Drepanopeziza brunnea f. sp. 'multigermtubi' MB_m1, 372 nucleotides long. NCBI's taxonomy places the organism in Eukaryota, Fungi, Ascomycota, Leotiomycetes, Helotiales, Drepanopezizaceae. The record is from RefSeq and is a predicted model, not a curated record.
AUGUCCGGCGGCGGGGGCAGCGGCCGCGCCCGCAGAGCCCCACCCGAUUCUGCCGUGCGGUAUACAAUACUCCGCUCUCUCCCUCAAACCUCACGGUCCGGCAUCAUCGAUCUCCCUCCUUUAAACCUCACGGUCCGAUACCUUCGAUCUCCCUCCCUCAAACCUCGCGGUCCGAUAUUACCGAUCUCCGUCCUUCAAACCUCGCGGUCCGAUAUCACUACUCUCCCUCCUUCAAACCUCACGGUCCGGCGUCGUAAUAUCACCGAUCCCACCGCAUCACACUACAAGCUGGAGGAUCACAAGGGGUUGGAGGCGGAGAAUCACAGUAGAUCUAAAGAAAAAGAUCUCUCUGAUACUCUUGGCUCUCGAUAG